Ochlerotatus camptorhynchus is the source of this 4205-nucleotide messenger RNA. RefSeq names its product semaphorin-1A-like. The record is from RefSeq and is a predicted model, not a curated record. Gene Ontology annotation, biological process: negative chemotaxis; axon guidance; semaphorin-plexin signaling pathway. The transcript is spliced from 9 exons. The coding region runs from base 1497 to 3896 and encodes 799 amino acids. Lineage: Eukaryota; Metazoa; Arthropoda; Insecta; Diptera; Culicidae. Gene Ontology annotation, molecular function: semaphorin receptor binding; chemorepellent activity.
UCGCUUGAGUCAGUAUCGAGUGAACGUUUUAUGUGAACUGUACACUCGGGCUUAUGCUGCUUCGUUUCUUGUCGGGGCGCGGAACAUUUAUGUUUGUAGUGAGUGUAUUUUAAAAUAGUGAGAAACUAUAAUUUAACAAUAUUGUGACUAAAACUACCAAUCAAGGAUUGUGCAUUACUGUUGUGUGAAUUGUUUACAUGUUCGAAAGUGAGUGCCUAUUAGAUGACGUGAUUUCAAAAUAAUUAUCCUGUGCAUGAAGCCGAGCUUAGCAGCAUCGAACAAAGAGAACAAAAAGGAAGAGAGAGCAAGUUGCUGGAUGUUGAUGUUCAUCUAAAUCCAAGAGAAUAGAAGAGUGGAAGAAUACGCGGAGGAGGAGAAUGAGAGAAUUUGAAACGCAAGAAAAUGAUGGAGUGCGCUUAAGCGUCUAGGAAAUAAGCUUGGAAACAUGAUAAAUUGAUCUGAAUGCGCUUACCUUAAGCGAAAAGUGAAUUAAUUGUUCGAAUACGUGUGCGCCUUUAACAGCGAAAAGCAGUGGAAAAUAUGUGAUACAAAACGCAUGGUGAAUGUGUUUACUUUCCUUUCAUUAUCGUUAAACAUGUGCAUCUGAAAUCAAUUGUACCGGUGAGCCUUCGGAAAACCAAUAUCUGCUGUAGUGUGGUGCCUUAGCUAAGUAGCAGUGGGAAGCGAGAAAAAAAGAAACAGUUGGAAUGAGAUUUUCGACUCGUUUGAAUAAGUAAACAGUGGAUUUGUUAUGAAAGGGAAAUCUUCGAGCUAAGUGAGCUGAAUUACGACACUUGCUUUUGAUUCGCAUAAAAUAGUUUAAUCGGUCUGAAAAGUAAAAGUGGAUUCUUCCUAUAAUAGUCGGUUGGCGGUUUUCUGUUGUAAUUUGGAUAUUCAUUACCACGUCGAUUUGGAGUUGUUGUGCUUACGACCAAAGUCAGACGGCGGCGUUGGCGAAGGUAAUUAAUUGUAUGCAUCAGUGCGCCAUAAUUUCGAGUGUCGAUGAGCAGCUACUGGAUUAAAUGAAAAGAUCCAGCACAGUUUCAAUCGACAUCUAGAAUCGGUCUACUAGUGAAAUGACAAUUUCGGCCGCGGCGCCACCAACGGCAGUAUUAACCUUCUCCGGCGUCCAAGAAAAGCAACGACCAGGUUGCCAUUAAUUAGCACCGAUCAUGCUGCACCAGCAAAAGCACUGACACGCGAAUGGCAGAUCAGAGCAACAACAUAUAGACGCCCGCGGUCAGCCUCCGAUGAAAUCGAGAGCUUUUUAAGGAACAUAUUAACUAAUAAAUGCAAUCGCUAAUUAGAUAGAUAAUAAUACACCGCACAGCGGCACAGUUGCUGAAAAUGCGUCGAGUGUGAAACCGAGUUCCAGAGAGCCCGAAGAAGGUGUGCUCAAGUGCCCAAAAGCCAUAAGCGCGAUCGAAGGAAAGAGCGUGUGUGUGUGUAAUCAAAUAGCUGAAAACAUAUAAAAUACCACGAGAAGCACCAGCUCCAUGAUGGACAACGGCAGCAUACCGGUAUCGAUGCUGAGGAGGCACCUGAACUCAUUCAUGAUGGUCCUGAUAGUGUUAGUUAGCUGCAGCUUAGAUAGGAUUGACAGUUGGACACCAGAUGUCCUGACCAAGUCAUACAUUACAUACGAUAACACAAUACCAGCCUUUUUCGGCAACAGCACUGAUUACUUUAAGUUGCUAGAUCAAGAUGACAACUCGAUACUGAUAGGAGCGCGGAAUGCGCUGUACAACAUUAGCCUGGAUCGGUUGAUUGAACAUCCGACCCAACGGAUCACGUGGCCCUCGUCGGAUGCCCACCGGGAGCUUUGUACGCUCAAGGGCAAGCUGGAUCAGGACUGCCAAAACUACAUUCGGGUGUACGCGCGGGUAGGCGCUAACAGGAUUAUGCUUUGCGGGACAAAUUCGUACAAGCCACUUUGCCGGUACUACAACAUACUGCCGAGCGAUAGCGCAAUUGCGUACGAUAACAAUGAGAUGGAAGCCCUCGGACGAUGUCCGUAUAAUCCUCUGCAUAAUAGCACUUAUUUGUUUACCGACGGCCAUCUGUACUCGGCCACGGUAGCGGAUUUCUCGGCAGCAGAUCCUCUAAUUUACCGAGAACCACAGCGAACCGAGCAGUACGAUAGCAAGCAGCUCAAUCAGCCGGCCUUUGUGAGUGCCGUAGAGCACAAUGGAUAUGUGCUGUUUUUCUUCCGGGAAGUGGCCGUCGAGUAUAUGAACUGUGGCAAAGCAAUUUAUUCUCGCGUUAGCCGUGUCUGCAAAAACGAUAAAGGUGGACCACAUCCAUUGAAUGACCGCUGGACGUCAUUCUUGAAAGCCAGACUAAACUGUUCCAUACCGGGCGAAUAUCCGUUCUAUUUCGAUGAAAUCCAAUCUACUACGAAAACGAUCAAUGGCAUCUACGGUGGCGAUACGAAUCAGAUCAUCUACGCGAUCAUGACCACGCCGGACAACGCCAUCGGUGGUUCGGCCGUGUGUGCUUUCUCCAUUCAAGACAUUUUGGAUACCUUCGAGGGGUCGUUCAAAUCGCAGCGAGAUAUUCACUCGAAUUGGCUUCCAGUUCCCCCGAACCAAGUGCCGGAUCCUCGUCCGGGAAAGUGCGUUGAUGAUAGCCGGACACUGCCGAAGGCUUCAGUGAAUUUUGUGAAGAUGAAUACUUUGAUGGACGCAUCGGUGCGAUCCUUACAUUCCCGACCCAUUUUCACGCGAGUUAGCCUUCUGUACCGCCUUUCGGCAAUCACUGUUGAUCCUCAGGUGAAAGCGUUGGAUGGCAAAACGUACGAUGUAAUUUUUGUUGGCACCAACGACGGAAAAGUCAUAAAAUUCGUUAACAUAUUGUCGUCCAACUCGACGGAUGAGGUCAAAACCGUUAUAAUCAGCGAAACUCAAGCAUUCCCAAUAGGUACCAAGGUGAACGCAUUGACCAUUUCCAAGAAGAACAAAAAGUUGAUUGUUAUUAGCAAUGGGAAGAUAAUUUCGCUGCCACUCAGUAAUUGCAACGAACACGAGUUCAAAUCUUGCCGCAAAUGCCUAGAGCUACAGGAUCCCUACUGUGCUUGGGAUGAUGUGAACCGAGAAUGUCGAACCGUUGACGAUCACCACGCUGGUAGCCGAUCGAUGGAUAAUCUCUUCCAGCGCUUGGAUGGACUGAACGUAAAUGACAUCUGCAAAAAGUACGACCAGCGUGAUCAGCGUCAACACAAAGCGGAAGACAACGACGUCUACACGAGGGUUGAUGGGUCAGGUUCUGCCGAAAAGGACAGCCCCACCGAAACCAAGAAUGUCGUCAUCAUCCAGGGCACGGUCGCCUCCACGGGGCCGGUCGAUAUUGAUAAUGAAAUAUCGAUGACCUCGCUCGAAGGAAGCGUGUUGACGAAUAAAAUCGGAUCCCAUCAGUACCACCAUAAAACAGAUCCGCUCGUUAAGGAAAGCGUCUCCAUGGCAGCAUUAAACUGGCAAAUAAGCAUCAUGCUGGUGGUAUUCUCGGUCAUCAUCGGCAUAUUGCUUGGUUUUUGCAUCACUCGACAGGUCAUCAAGAAGCAGUCCUUUCACGGCAGUGAGCAUCGAAAUCAGCUGAAUUGGCACCACACCAAGAACUUGAGCAUGCUUUCGCAGAACCGCACCAGCGGGAAAGACGUGAAUCUACUGAUGAACACGAACACAAACACAAACACCGGCAAUCAGUACCACACGCAGCAGCAGGCUAUCGUCCAGCAGCUGCAGCAGCACCAUCAGAACAAUAUGAAGGACAAUAUCGACUUUGAUUUCAAAGAUCGAAGCGUCGAAUGCAAGAACUCGACGGAGAAUCUGGAGAAGGACAUCAGUAAAGGCAUGGGCACGCUGCAGAAGACUCCACAGUUGAAGACAUUCAAGCCUUAGGAAGAUAUAGUUGAUGUGAGAAAGAGAGAGAAAGAGAGUGUGAUUGAAAACGAAGUGCUGCCGCCGAGCUUUGCCAAUGCAUGUAGGUAUUAAUAGUGGUACCGCAAACAAUAUGCAAAAGACGAAUUUGGCGGCGAUAACGAUUAGGAACAUUUGUGAGAGACUGUGUGCCUAGCACAAACCAUCCCCAGCCAGCAUACCACAUUUGGUUCAAGUUGAGGCCUUACUCUGAAACGUGUGCCCAUUCUGCACUGCAAGGUGCGAUAAGCAGGGAAGUUAAACAAUUUACCUUUAAAGAAAUACAACAAA